AUGCCACCCUCAGACCUCCCAGCACCCUUCGCCGACCCUCUCCUCCCACAGCUCCCCCUCCCCUCUCCCUUCACCACCCCCAAACACCUCCGCCUCCGCGCCUUCGUCCGCAGCUACGUUGACACCCACCUCGCCCCACACGCCCAAGAAUGGGAGACCGCCGGCCUCGUCCCACCCUCAGUCUACCAAACCCACUGCUCCCACGGCUUCUCGAUCGUCCACCCCAUCACAAAACCAGAAUAUGCCGGCGGCGUCACCCUCCCCGCCGGAAUCCCCUACGACGAAUGGGACGUCUACUGCUCCGUCAUCGUCGGCGACGAGUUCUCCCGGCUGGGCUGGUGCGGCGUGACCUGGAGCCUAGGCGGCGGCAACGGGAUCGGGUGCCCGCCCAUCGCGCGGUUCGGGACUGAAGAGCAGAAAAAGCGGUGGUUACCGGGUGUAGCGCAGGGGAAGAUACGGUUCUGCUUGGGGAUUACGGAGCCGGAGGGCGGGAGCGAUGUUGCGAAUAUCCAGACGACGGCGGAGCGGAGGAGGAAUGAGAAGGGAGAGGAGGUGUAUGUGUUGAAUGGGGCGAAGAAGUGGAUUACGAAUGGGCUGUGGGCGGAUUACUGCACGACGGCGGUGCGGACGGGUGGGAAGAGUCAUGGGGGGAUCAGUUUGUUGGUGGUGCCGUUGAAUGCGAAGGGGGUGAGGAGGACGAGGAUUGAGAAUCAGGGCGUGCAUGCGAGUGGGUCCACCCUAAUAACCUACGACGACGUCGAGGUCCCAGUGUCCAACCUCCUCGGCCGCGAGAACCAAGGUUUCGCCCUGAUAAUGUCCAACUUCAACCCCGAGCGCCUCUCCCUCGCGACCGCUGCGCUUCGCCUGUCCCGCGUCUGCGUCGCCGACGCAUAUGCCUACGCCUGCGACCGUCACACCUUCGGCAAACCCUUGAUCGAGCACUCCGCCAUCAAGUCCAAAUUCGCAGAGAUGGGCACCUUGAUAGAGCCCGCCCAGGCGUUUUUGGAGCAGUUGUUGGCGAUAUUGGAUUAUGCGGCCAAGAAUCCGGGUGUGGGGGAGGUGAAUGUGGGCGGCAUGACGGCUUUGCUCAAGGUGAUGACCACGCGGUGUUUGGAGAAGGUAUGUCGAGAGGCGCAGCAGAUUAUGGGUGGUGCUGGAUAUAGUAAGAGUGGGAGAGGGGCGAGGAUAGAGCAGAUUAGUCGAGAUGUGAGGGUGCAUGUGGUAGGUGGCGGGAGUGAGGAGAUUAUGAGUGAUUUGGCGGUGAGGCAGGAGGUGAGAGAUGUGGUGUUGCGGGCCAAGGCCCGAGAGAGGGUGUCGAAUGAGUCGAAGCUCUGA
Messenger RNA from Cyphellophora attinorum, 1335 nucleotides. Its product is annotated as Acyl-CoA dehydrogenase. The transcript is spliced from 2 exons. The record is from RefSeq and is a predicted model, not a curated record. Bases 1 to 1335 code for a protein of 444 amino acids. NCBI's taxonomy places the organism in Eukaryota, Fungi, Ascomycota, Eurotiomycetes, Chaetothyriales, Cyphellophoraceae. Gene Ontology annotation, molecular function: flavin adenine dinucleotide binding; oxidoreductase activity, acting on the CH-CH group of donors.